Xenia sp. Carnegie-2017 is the source of this 1900-nucleotide messenger RNA. RefSeq names its product putative leucine-rich repeat-containing protein DDB_G0290503. Lineage: Eukaryota; Metazoa; Cnidaria; Anthozoa; Malacalcyonacea; Xeniidae. The coding region runs from base 66 to 1454 and encodes 462 amino acids. The transcript is spliced from 3 exons. The record is from RefSeq and is a predicted model, not a curated record.
AUUAAAGUGAUUUAAAGAACGAAAAUCUCGCGUAUCUCAAUCAUCCUGUAAAACAAUUAUAAGAGAUGGCAAACAAGAAAUUUUCCGGACAGUUAAUGAAAGAAGAGAAGAUUAAAGACUUGGAAAAGCAACUAAAAGACAUCAUUGUCAGCAUAGAAGACUUACAAAAGAAAGAGAAAAUUAUCAAAAAUGAAUUGAAAGAGUUAAAAGCAAACCAGGGAAAUUCUUCGGUGAAAGCAAGCCUCACAAUGGACGAAAAUUCAUGUUCGAAUACUCCACUACCACCGGCCAUGGAGGAAAGUAAAGGCACAUUGUCUAACUGCAAACAUUGUAAUUACUUACUAUCGAUCUUGAGAAAAAGAGACAAUGAAAUCACUUCGCUAAGUACUACCUUGGAAGAGUACAAGUCCACAUUGAAGGAAAGAGACGAUGAGAUUACAUCGGUAAAGAAUACAUUAGUACAACGUGUAUCAAUCUUGAAUCAAAAAGACAAGGAGAUUGCAUCUCUGAACGCAUCAUUAAAACAAACUGUUUCUAUCUUGAUUCAACGAGACGAUGAGAUUGCAAAGCUAAAUUCAGCAUUAGAACAAAAAGUAUCAAAGUUGAGUCAACGAGAAGAUGAGAUUGCAAGGCUAAAUGCUGCAUUAGAGCAAAAAGUAUCAAUGUUGAGUCAACGAGAAGAUGAGAUUGCAAGACUAAAUGCAUCAUUAGAACAAAAAGUAUCAAUGUUGAGUCAGAUGGACAAUGAUUUGGCAUGGUUAAAUGCAUCAUUGCAACAAAAAGUAUCAUUCUUGAGUCAAAAGAAAAAUCAGAUUGCAUUGCCUUUAAAGGAACGUGAAAAUUUGAAAAAUGCGGGAAGGCUGUGUGAAAACGAUUGCGUUCUUUGUUGUUUUGUUGAUAUUUGCAAAACGUACAUAAGUGACUUGCCUUCCUUUUGUGGUCGUUCUUUGGAAAAGCAAAUCACAGCCUACGCUGUUGGCAAAAAAUUACUCGAUGAAAAUGAUUUGAACUGCCUUCAACUCAUGAAUAUCUUACAAAAGACUGGACUUGUUCACUUUCGAAAAUGUUUUGAAUACCCUAUUGAUCCGUUGUUGCGUAAAGGAAAGAUUAAAGAAGCUUGGUUAGCGAUGAUGAAACUAUCCUUCGAGACAUCUGCCUUACUGAUUGGCCGACUCAUGUUUAAUGGACCAGGUCAUUGCGAAUGGUUUUGCAGGGACAAAAAUACCAUAUUUGAUUCGCAGUCAGGAGUUUCAACAAAAGCCAAUUUUGAGAGCUUCUACAUUCGUGUACAACAUGACAAAGGAAUCGCGUUCUUGGGGUUCAACAUUUCCAGAGUAGAAAAGUUUAUCAAUGAAAACAGAAACCAUCUGAAAUGUGACUCUUUUCACGACCUAAAUUAUCAACGAGUGGAUUAUGGAUCAGGUGUCUUUAGGGAAACAGUGCUUUUCUUAUGAUUGUGACUAGGUGUGUCUGUGUCAAGAAGUGAAGAAAGAAAAGUCAUGGCAGUGAGGCAGAAGAAUCAGCUGUAAAAAGACAGUUGUGCAUUGUUUUUCAAGUUUUAUCAAUUUGUGGGCUUUUAAGGCCUUCAUCAUUACUUUUUGGAACGAAACAGCUUAUAGCUAUUUCAGUAAAUUUUCCAUAAAAAAUAUAAUAUUAGUAUUAAUGAAAGUAAUCCUAAAUGUUUUGGUAAUCCAAUUUUAGAUCAUACAAUAGUUUUAAAAUGUUGGAUGAAUUCUACAUCUAUAGUAUUUUUAAGUAUUUUAGAUAAUAAAUAGUUAUAGAUAAUCAUAAUUAUUGUUAUUCAUGAUUGUUAUUGCUGUAUAGCUAUUAGCUUUAUAGCUAUUCUGUGUAAGUAUUGAAACAUUACUAAUACCAAUUACCAUUAAAAAUUCGAAAGUCA